AUGGAAGACCCGAUCCCAAAGGCCAAGAGCCAUACCCGUAACUCGACUCGAUCCGACGACUUUCCUCAGCCAUCCGAUAAUGCCCCUGGCAUUUGCCGAAUAUGUCGAGGCGAAGGAACACCAGAGGAACCGUUGUUCUACCCGUGCAAGUGCAGUGGUAGUAUCAAAUAUGUCCAUCAAGAUUGCUUAAUGGAAUGGCUCUCGCAUUCGCAAAAAAAGUAUUGCGAGCUUUGCAAGACAUCCUUCCGAUUCACCAAGCUAUACGCACCCGACAUGCCCCAAUCGCUUCCUGUGCACAUCUUUAUUGGACAUAUGGCAAGAUAUCUUUUACAGAAUGUUCUCGUGUGGCUUCGUGGAGCUAUGGCCAUUAGUGUAUGGCUAUGCUGGUUGCCUUACUUUAUGAGAACCGUCUGGUCCUUUAUGUUCUGGAUCAGUGACGAAGGCUUCGGCAACUCUGCGGCGUCUCAAGUCAACGGAACCUUGCCAUCCUCUGGAGCUGAAAUAUCCUCGUCAGUUUUGGAUAUUGAUACAUGUCCUUCGAGCCCCUUAUUUGCGCCCACAACCACCUCGGCCUCGGCUGCCAAGGCGUUGUUCGACGGUCUAUCAGACCAGAAUAUUAGCGAUUUCCUUGUACGGCUCUUCCUAGGGAGCUGGGGGUUCUCUGGCAAGUCUGAUCGAUCCGGUGCAUCUCUUGAGUCUGCCAACACCACCGCUUCCGGUAUACCGCCAACAUUGCUUGGGGAAGUAGUCUUCUUGAACAAUCUUACUCGCAAUCCCACAAUCAAUCGAGCAGUAAUUUCAAUCCUCGAAGGCCAGAUCAUCACUAUUCUAGUCAUAGUAUGCUUUAUUUUGGUCAUACUGGUGCGGGAUUAUGUGGUCCAGCAACAACCGGAGAUGCGUGCAGCAGCAUUCGCAGCUCCCGAAAACCCUUUGGCGCAACAGGAACCAAUGCUAGUUCGACCUGAGGAUGUGGAAGAUUUACCUGGCCCGGAUGAGUCGGACGACGAAACUCUUGAUACUGGAGAGCCCAUCGCGAGCGCCAACGAUGUUGAAUUCGCUGUCGAGGUCCAAGCCGAAACACGUCGACGCAGGCGGACAAACUCUGAGCUCGCACUUCCUGAGGGUCUUGCAGCAGCCGGAUAUUUGGCAGCAGAUGCUGGCAACCUGCCCACAGACAUCAGUCCUGCCGAGGAACGUGCUAGUGUCUACGAUUACCUCCGUAUCUAUCGCCAAGCCGACGGUGACCAUGAAAGAAUUCUAGAAAUCAUUCACGAAGAAGGCCUUGAAAGAAAACUGUCCUACUGGGUUGAUGUCACUCAGCGGGCUCUCCGAGAAGGAGACGAUACUCCUGGUACCAAUGUUCAGCAUGGCACAGACUCUAUUCGAGGGCGUGCAGGGAGCUUUGGUUCUACUGCUGCCAGCUCCUCCAGAAAGGCUUUCACGCCUGGCUCUGAUGAAUCUCCCACACCAAUGGAUGCCCCUGGCGAACAGUCCUCUCCCAAGGGCAAGGAAAGAGAACAUGUGCCAUUUCUCUCUGACACGGAAUUUGAGACGGUACCUUUUCUACCUGGAUCAAAGUCAACCAUUACCCGACCUCGAGCUGUCUCGGAUGGCCCUCAGCUGCAGGAUUCUGUAAACCCUUUGGCCAAUAAUAGCUGGUCAUUUGCUGGACUACCCCCUACUGUGCCAGACGAGUCGCCAUCUGAUGAGUAUCGCCAUACCCAAUCAAUUUUCGCUUCUGAACAGAGCAAAAAAUCGGUCCAUGAUACUGCGGACGAAGCUGGCCCUUCUAACCGACCUGAUGUCCCACACAAUGAGCGAGACAAUGUCCACCGGGCUGAAUCGUUGGAUUCGCUUCCAUCGGACCCGCAAAGACCCCAACAAGCCGACACUGACCCAGCAGCCGAAGAAGACCGACCUGCUGGCUUGGUCAACAGAGUGACAGAUUUCAUGUGGGGUGAUCUGGACGAAGCUCAACAAGAAAGGCAACGUGCACUGGCGGCUGAGGCUGUGGCUGCGGCUGGCCACAUCGCCCAACUUGACGACACUGAUGGCUGGGAAACUGAGCUUGAAGAUCCUCACCCCGAGGUCCCACCUCCUGAGCUUGGUGUAGCUGAGAAUCCCGAAGACCCUGAGGAUAUGGGCGACGCCCCUGGCGCAGGACUUGAUCAAGAAGCCAUGGAAGACCUCGAAGAUUUUGAAGGCGUCAUGGAGCUCAUUGGUAUGCGCGGUCCUGUCGCAGGCCUCUUCCAGAAUGCCAUCUUCUGUGCAGUCCUCGUCUCUGUCACAAUCUUUGCUUGCAUUUUUGUCCCCUACAAUUUCGGACGUGUCAGUGUCUGGAUUCUUGCCAACCCUAUGCGCCUUGUCCGCUUGGUAUUCGAGUUCUCAAAGCUUUUGCAAGAUGCAGCUGUAAUGGCAGUUGGAUUUGGUCUGUGGGUUGUCAUCAACCUUAUCGAUAUGUUUACCGGUUUAAUUGGUGGUUUUAUUGGCGCCCAAGUCCUGUUGGCGAGAAAGGCCUCGUGGUCCCUGUGGACCAACGCUGGUUCACGGGUUCUGGACUACACUUUUAUGGAUAUUCCCAUGUCUGCUGCAGAGAUGCAAAACUUUUCCGCGAUCAGCCAUAGUGCACUCAUCUCUGUCAAGAGCAACAUCGGCACCCUCUUCACAAUUGUGACCAAAUCCGUGGGUUUCAUCCUUGGCGGCCACUUCUUGAAUAGCGACUUGUCCAUUGAGUCCGCUACCUUGGCAGCCGAUAUGGCCUGGGCCAAGCUGGUUGAUAUUUCGUCUGCACUACUGAAGCCAAAUUCAUGGGUUAUCAAUCUCAGCGAGUCCGAAGGGUCUCUCCCCAUCAACCCCGAGUUGGCCCAUUGGUCUGGACUGGACCGAUUCUGGGCCAUUUCAGCAGGUUACGCAACACUGUUUUUCGCUGGUGCACUUUAUCUCAGGCGUGGAAGCCCAUUCUCGCGAGGACACAUCCUGCAAGCCUGGGAAGCUGGUAUCAUCGAUACUCUACAUCAAGCGAGUGGCAUUAUGAAAGUCAUCAUGAUUAUUAGUAUUGAGAUGCUUGUCUUUCCACUUUACUGUGGACUUCUCCUGGAUGGCGCUCUGCUCCCCCUGUUUGAGAACACAACAUUUAAGUCACGUCUCCUUUUCACCUACAACUAUCCUCUUACUUCGGUCUUUGUUCACUGGUUCGUUGGUACUGGAUACAUGUUCCAUUUCGCACUCUUUGUGUCUAUGUGUCGCAAAAUUAUGCGCCAAGGUGUUCUCUAUUUCAUUCGCGAUCCAGAUGAUCCCGAGUUCCACCCCGUACGCGAUGUUCUUGAGAGAAACCUAACCACUCAACUUAGGAAGAUUCUCUUCUCGGCCUUUGUAUACGGUGCUUUGGUCAUCGUUUGUUUGGGAGGCGUUGUGUGGGGUCUCUCAUGGACGGUCCCUGGAGUCCUCCCAGUUCACUACUCGUCUAAUGAACCAGUGCUCGAGUUUCCAGUGGAUCUUUUGUUUUACAACUUCCUCAUGCCGCUUGCUGUUAACUUCUUCAAACCAGGUGACGGACUUCACGCUAUGUACACGUGGUGGUUCAGAACCUGCGCCAGAGGAUUGCGACUCACUUAUUUCCUCUUUGGCGAGAGAAAGAUUGACGAAGAAGGAAGCCUGCAGCUUGGAGACACCCAUGAACACCAAGAGCCCCCCUGGUACAAGACCUUGUUCUUGGAGUUGAAUGCUAGGUACCAUGUCGUACCCAAGACCUGGACCGACUUUUUCGAUGGCGGUGAUGCCAAGCCUAGGACGCCUCUUAAUAACAGCGAAAUUCGGUCGCUUACUCGCCACAAAAACCACCUGAAGGAGGCAAACCAACUGGUUGAGAGCGGACAUUUUGUUCGGGCACCUGCCUCGGAUCGUGUUAAAAUCCCAAAGGGCAAAAAGGUUUUCCUUGAAGUCGACGAACAUGGUCGAAGAAGCGACGGGCAGGACGAUGCCGAUCUUUACGCCAGCAAUCAGUACCAGAUGGUAUAUGUUCCACCAAACUUCCGGGCGAGGAUAUUCCUUUUCAUAUUUUUUAUCUGGAUCUUUGCGGCCGUCACAGGCGUCGGCUUUACCAUCAUCCCACUAGUGUUUGGUCGACGAAUGUUCACGAUGUUGAUUCCGCAACAUAUCCGAACCAACGACAUUUACGCAUUCAGCAUUGGCGUUUAUCUAUUGGGAACUGCAGCCUAUUUGGUCUUCCAUCUUCGCAGUGUUUGGACAAAGAUCCAAGAUGGGUUCUCGGCUGUCCGUGCGUCCCUCACUGCUGGGGAUCUUGAGCGCCGGACUGCUGCGGUUUUGUUACAAGGAGUUAACCUGGUAUAUGCCUACUUUUUCCUUUACAUUGUUUUCCCACUUCUGGUCUCGGGACUUAUGGAGUUAUAUCUUGUGCUCCCUUUGCACACCUACAUGCACCCCCCUACUGCAGAAUCCGUUCAGGCAUCAAGAGCGGGAGGCCCUGAAGCAAGUCGUCAUACGGUCCGCGUCAUUCAAGCCUGGACACUUGGCUUGCUGUACUUGAAGCUCGGGGCUCGAAUAGUUACAGCCAUGUUCCCGGAUACUCGCCUUGCUCUUGCUGUUCGAACAGUAACUCGAGGUGGUUGGAUGCGCCCUGACACUAGCAUCUUGACCCGAGCUUUCGUCCUCCCUGGCCUGGCGAUUGCCGGAGCUGCCAUCUUUGGACCACCGGCAAUUGCCGGUGUUUUCAUCAAGUAUAACGUGAUCCAGGGCGUUCAGCCUGGAGAGAAUGAACUGGUAGAGGCUGCACGACUUGCAAUUAUAUACCGACAUUCUUACCCAGCUGUAGCGCUGUUUGCGCUGCUAGUUAAGAACACGAUUGGGCUGGUCAAGGUGUUUAACGGCUGGACCGCUCGCAUCCGCGAUGAGGCCUACCUCAUUGGGGAAAGGCUGCAUAAUUUUGGUGCCGCUGCUGCAGGAGCGGGAAGGGUUAGAGGUGCAUGGAGAGCGGGAGGGGCAAGACUAUGA
Molecule: messenger RNA, 5010 nt
Organism: Fusarium pseudograminearum CS3096
Lineage: Eukaryota; Fungi; Ascomycota; Sordariomycetes; Hypocreales; Nectriaceae
Exons: 2
Coding region: 1-5010 (1669 amino acids)
Cellular component (GO): endoplasmic reticulum membrane
Molecular function (GO): zinc ion binding
Source: RefSeq, a predicted model, not a curated record